AAUAUAUAAAACUGGAUAAAUAUUAUUAAAUUUAGCUCUGUCUGUCCGUACGCUGCAUCACACGCUCCCCCCACCCCACACGACGGUCGCCGCCAUCAAUUCCUCCUUACGUGUCCUCUUCCUCUUCCUCCUCCUCUUCCUCUCGCCACACUCCUCCUCCUCCUCCUCCUCCUGCUGCAACUUUUUUUCUAGAUAUCUCCGCGAUCGCCGACGGCGCGGCGAGUGGGGGACCUCGGGUUAGGGUUCUCGGCGGCGGUCUCCGACGUGGGUCGUCUCGUUUUUGUUCUCGUCCCGGUAGCGUCUGUAUGGUGUUUGGUGGGUGAGGGUUGGGAGGUUUUGGUUUGGUUUGGUUUGGUUUGGUGGGUGCGGGAGGAGGGGAGGGAAGAAGGGAAGAUGUAUAUGGGGUCGAUGCGCAAGUCCUUCAAGGACUCUCUCAAGGUGCUGGAAGCCGACAUCCAGCACGCCAACACGCUGGCUUCAGAUUUUCCGAGGGAGUAUGAUGGUGCCUGUCUCCAAAUGAGAUUGUCGUAUAGUUCAGCUGCACACCUCUUUCUCUUUCUUGUGCAAUGGACAGAUUGCCACCUUGCUGGUGCCCUUGGGUUCUUGAGGAUUCUUAUUUACAAGGUUCAUGUCGAUGGCACGACAACAAUGUCUAUUCACGAGAGAAAAGCAAGUGUCAGAGAGUUCUAUGCUGUAAUUUAUCCCUCUUUGGUACAACUUCAGAGAGGCAUUACAGAUGCUGAAGAGAAAAUGCAGAGGGCAGUUUGCCUGGAGAGAUACCGCAAGAGAGAGGAAAAGGAACAUAUACGGCGCUCAGAUGUAGAUGCUGAAAGGGAAGACGAAUGUGGAAUAUGCAUGGAGCUGAAUAGAAAAAUAGUACUGCCUAACUGCAACCAUGCUAUGUGCUUGAAAUGCUACCAUGAUUGGAGAAUGAGAUCACAAUCAUGCCCUUUCUGUCGCGACAGUUUGAAGAGAGUGGACUCUGGUGACCUCUGGGUACUUACUGACACCAGGGACAUAGUAGACAUGCAGACAGUAACCCGGGAGAAUCUUAGGAGGCUCUUCAUAUACAUAGAUAAGUUGUCGCUGAUAAUUCCCGAUACCCUUUUUGACACCUAUGAUUCUCACCUCAGGUGAAUGGCACAACUCGAGCUACUUCUUUGCACAGUUUUCUUUUAAUUUCUCCCCUUAAUAACCAAUUCGGGGUUAGUUUUCUUUUUUCUUUCUAAUGAGGCCAGCCUAAGCCAGCCUAAGUUAUUGUGGGCUGGAUGGCCUUAAGUUCAUUGCAAUUCUAUGUAUAAACUCCUUGCAAGAUGAACUUAACACUUGUGUAUAUAUGUUUGUAUAUAUUGAAGUUCCUCGAAAGGUACAUGCCUUUCCAUUUUAAA
Messenger RNA from Syzygium oleosum, 1388 nucleotides. Its product is annotated as E3 ubiquitin-protein ligase AIRP2-like. Gene Ontology annotation, molecular function: ubiquitin protein ligase activity. The record is from RefSeq and is a predicted model, not a curated record. The transcript has 5 exons. Gene Ontology annotation, biological process: protein ubiquitination. Bases 394 to 1137 code for a protein of 247 amino acids. Lineage: Eukaryota; Viridiplantae; Streptophyta; Magnoliopsida; Myrtales; Myrtaceae.